Molecule: messenger RNA, 1973 nt
Organism: Folsomia candida
Lineage: Eukaryota; Metazoa; Arthropoda; Collembola; Entomobryomorpha; Isotomidae
Exons: 5
Coding region: 142-1749 (535 amino acids)
Source: RefSeq, a predicted model, not a curated record
AUUGUUCCAUGCAAACAGAAAUAGAAUUUACUUCAGAAUCCACCAAAGAGAAGAAGAACGAGCAGUAGCGUUUUCUUUUUUUUGGUUUAUUUCCGUUCUCUUAAUUUUUUUGUCCCUCUUUUGGUUCAUUUAGUCGACAGUAUGGCGGAACAACCCAUCAGCCCACAAUUACAACCAAACAUUUCCGACCUUAGUGACCUCGCUCUCAAGUUGGACAUUCUUUCCUUGGGCGACGAUUCCAUCAUUGCAACGGACAGGACUGCUAUACUAUCCGAAGAAGAUGAGGAGGACAAAGAAAAUAAUCCUCGUAAUUCUGUUGGAGAUGCUCCUUUGGUGUACGAAGUAGAUGUUAUGAAGGACUCGUCUAUAGUACUUAAUUCAGGUGAUGCAAUGACUUCAAUAAGUAUUGAACCGCCGUCUAGUGAAUCUGAACGGCCAUUGCAAGUUGGGGCUCAUUUUGUCAGUGGAAUUGACCUUGGUAGCGAAAUUAUGGACGAAAACCAAUGGAUGAAUGCGUCAGAUUUUGCUAAUGUUCAAAAUCCUACCGAAUGGGACAUGUUGUUGACAAGGGGUUCUGGUCUGCCUUCUGUGAAAGACUUGGCCAGGGAUUCUUUGUUUGUCAAGUUUGAUCCUCUUGUCCCACUGUCACGAGAGCUUCCGCCUCAGCCUGAUCCGGUUAUUGAACGUGAUGAGCCGUCUGGUGAAGUUUUUGAUUGUAACCUAGAAGUUGGCGAAAAUGGCAAUGAAAACGAAGGAUUCAACAAUAACAGCGCUGUUGAAACUCCUGCAGAAGCAGCUAAACCUCCGGUUCCACUUUUCAACGAUUUCGCCAUUCCUAUAAGCAGACCAACAACCAAGACUGAAGAUGAGCACGAUUGGGUUAGCGCAACAGAUUUUGCUACUACUCAAAACCCAGAAGAAUGGGACAUGUUGUUGACAAGAGGUUCUGGUAUUCCUUCUGCAAAGAACUUGGCCAGGGAUUCCUUAUUUGUCAAAUUUGAUCCUCUUGUCCCAGCGUCACGAGAACUUCCGAUGCAGAUUGAUCCUGUUACAGAACAGGCUGCUGAGCAUGUCAACAAUACAUCAGGUCGCAUUUCCGACAGCAAUGACAUUGGAAAUGUCAACGAAAACGAAAGGUCUAACAGUAACAUCAUUGACCACGCCGUUGUGGAAACAUCGGACCAACUUGUUGACGCUGGUACCCCUCUUGAUAUUAAUAAACCAGAUACUGCAGAAUUGGACGCACAGACCGAGAAAAUGAAACUCUUAGAAGAGAAAGUUCAAGCAGCAAUGAAAGAGUAUCAAGCGUUAGAAUUGGCUUUAGAAAACUCAAUCCAAUCAAAUCAAGAAAUUAGGAAGGAGACAAUCUUGGCCAAAGAAGACUUGAGUGAAAUGGAAACAGCAUUCGCCGAAGUGUUAUUAUGUUAUGAAAGUGGGAAGGUUUACCAGAAGAACUUUGAGCUUAACAAAAAAACUUUAACAGAACGUAUAGCACAAUUGGAAAAGCGUGCGAGUCGAAUGGACGAGAAGUACGAAUACACUGAUUCAAAAGUCCAGGAGAUGACAAUAAAGGUGAAACAGGAUCAAGAGUCAAGACUGAAUAUUUUGAAUAGCGAAAAUUUCAAACUCAAAGCUUCAGUCAAAAUGGGUGAAUUAAAGAUUCAGAAACUCGAAAAUGAGAUUGAACAUAUGACAACGUCAAAUGGUAAUCUGCAAAAGUUGUGCGACGAAAUGAUUCAACAAUGCUAAACGGUCCUUUUCAUAAAAUAUUAAAAAUAAGUUUGCUUGUUUUUUUGAUUACCAAAGCAGUCCAGUCCAAUAAUUCUAAAAAUUCCAUGUCUGAUAAAGUUUUUAUACUUUUGUAAUGUUGCAGGGCAUUUGCAAAUACAUUUUGUCUUAAUACUGUAAUACAAGUGUUUGUAAUCUGCCCUUCAGUCUGGCAAUAAAACGCGAAUUUUACACUUUUCUUAAUA